AUGUACACCAAGGUUUUCAUCAUUCUUCUUGCUCUCCUUCUACCACGUCCCUGCACCUUCUCCUUCCACCAUCAGCUUCUGAUUUCAAACGAGACCCAGCUCGAUUACACUCUGAUUUUGAUCCGAUGGAUUCUUAGACAAUUGGAACCGAGGAGGCUUUCACUACCACCGCCCACCACCAUAUACGCUGCAGCACCCCUGAUGUUGUACUCAAAUUUGAAGGGUAGUUUGACUAUGCACCCUAACUGGUCGCUGAAAUGCUUGAACCAUGUAUUGAGAAACAACUUGCUUAAGUUGAGGGUCGUGUUCUUGAGGCACCAAAGCAGUUUAGCAAGGAUUCUAGAAAUCUCAUCACCUUCUUUUAAUUUUGCUAAUAACGUAUUAUAUCAAAGAUGGAUUCGGAUUGAAGUUGAGGUUUCUGUUAAUGACUUCCCUUAUUAUUUAAGGGACAACACAAAAAUAGUUCUUAUUGCAGCUUCUUAUAUACAUUUGAAGCAUAAAGACCAACUUAUAUAUGUUUCUGAACUACCAAUUGUCAAUCCUAGGAUCUUGCUUUCUGGUCCUGCAUGUAUUUCUUAAAUUAUGCUUCUUCAUCUUCAUCUUGAUUACUUAUUUCUUUAUUAUAGCUUCGACAAAUGUUUUAGAAAACAAAUUUGAAUGGAACAUGUGGCCCAUGUUUCACGUGUUAAAUCCUUUUUACAAUCUUUCUGUAAAUAAUUUCAAAACUACUAUACUCUGGUAAAUAUUUUUUUUAAUUUACAAUAUCUUGGUAAAAAACUCCAUUAUUUGUCUAAUAAUUGGAAGACUUUGCUAAAUUUAAGCUGUUUAUAGUAUCAAUAUGUUUAUUUGGUUAUGAAAAGAAUGUUAUGUGUUACUGCCACUGAAGAAGCAAUACAGCAGGUAUGCAUUUGUAUGAAUUUAAAAAUUCUAUUUUUUUGUCUUAUGUUUCUUUUAUCAAGUGCAUUUGGAAUAUUUUAUUUUGGUUGAAAAGAGUAGGCUUAAUGAUCUUAAAUCCUAAUAAUCUUUCGUAAUUAAUGAGACAAGAGUUAUAUUGUGAGGAAAUAGUUCUCCAUGAAAUUUAAAAUGUGAAUACGACAUUGGCUUAAUGGCUAUUUUAUUGAUGCGGGUUGAACUAAAAAACAUCAUUUCAUUUUAGGUUUCACGUCUUCCCAGUUAUGUAGGUAUCACAAGAUUUAUAGUGAGUUAUAAGAUGUAAGUAGUCUGACUCUGAUGGGGAGGAUGAAAGAGAAUGGGUUGGUGAAAUGGGAAAACCAAUCACGCAAAAGUUCAACUAUGUCUUCUCAAGUCCUCAUGAUGACCACUCAUGUUGUUGCACAUUAUGAUCAAACAACUUAUCUCUAUCACAUUGUGUUAGAAUGGAAUGCAAAUCCAAAUAUUCCAAAUAAUGACUUUUAGGAAAUUAAUCAUAACAAGACAACAAAUAAUCUACAACAUAGACAUAUAUCUGUGGGUUUAAGCCACAUGAAAGGUAUGUCAACCACAUAUUAAUGAAUUUUGGUGCUUAUCUAUAAUAUUUCAUUUUUUUUCCCUCCAUUAAAAAAAAUUAUCAAUCUGUGUUUUUGUUUUUGACAAACAGACGUGACCAACAACUAUACAGCUCCUGCACUCAAAUAUGUCAGUUUAGUCAUUCGUGCCAUUGGAUUCUGUAAAUAGAUUUUUUAGGUCGUAGACAAGGAGCAAAGAAAAAGAGACGCUGAAAAGAUGGAAAUGCAACGAAAUCAUUGGAGAAUAGAGCAUUUGGUUCAAAAAGAGAUGAAGAUUAAAUGUAGUGGAUGAAGCAUAUGGCAUGGUGAUGAUGAUGGAUGUAUUCUAAGAAAAUAUUAAGAGACAUUGAAGAUUGGUUCUCUGUAUCUUUCUUGGUAGGGCCACUUCUGGAUGGUAAAGUGAGAAUUGAAAUUGCAACUGUAUGUGUUUGCAACCAUGGCAGUGUUAUUCAUUUAAUUUGAUGUUGCAUAUGCACUGAAUGUUGGAUUGGAUUCAAGAUUGGUAUCUCACUCAACCAAAAUCAUUAUUAAAGAGACCAGGGGCAUUUCGGUG
Molecule: messenger RNA, 2058 nt
Organism: Lactuca saligna
Lineage: Eukaryota; Viridiplantae; Streptophyta; Magnoliopsida; Asterales; Asteraceae
Source: the annotation of a GenBank genome assembly